Xyrauchen texanus (razorback sucker) is the source of this 1512-nucleotide messenger RNA. Its product is annotated as alpha-N-acetylgalactosaminide alpha-2,6-sialyltransferase 5-like. NCBI's taxonomy places the organism in Eukaryota, Metazoa, Chordata, Actinopteri, Cypriniformes, Catostomidae. Bases 124 to 1107 code for a protein of 327 amino acids. The record is from RefSeq and is a predicted model, not a curated record. Gene Ontology annotation, biological process: ganglioside biosynthetic process; oligosaccharide metabolic process. The transcript has 5 exons. Gene Ontology annotation, molecular function: alpha-N-acetylgalactosaminide alpha-2,6-sialyltransferase activity.
CACAUACUGUAAUCUCACACUGUGAAUUUAAUGACGGCAUAAUCUGAUAAAGUAGCAACAAUCAAUUGGAAAAAAGUGGAUCUUCAUGCGCACUUUCCCGGGAAUAUUCCAGCUGGCUUCAGGAUGAAGACACCGAUGCGUCAUGGAGUAGCCGUGUUUCUCGCGAUCACCAUGUGCACCAGUCUGUUCUUCUUGUACAGCGUCAGCUAUAAUAACAGUACAACGUCCAGCGCGUCGAAGGGUGCGUCGAGUGACAAAGUGGAGCCCACCAAUGCGUCCCUCAAGACGCACCGAGCGGCGCCAGCACUACAGGGAUACAGCAACAUCAUUGACCACAAGCCUCUGAAGAUGCACUGCAGUAGCUGCGCGCUGGUCACUAGCUCUGGUCAUCUGACAGGUGGGGGUCACGGAAAAGAAAUAGAUCAGGCAGAGUGCGUCAUCCGGAUGAAUGAUGCACCAACAGCCCGUGGCUACGGCUCGGAUGUGGGUCACCGCACAAGUCUGAGGGUCAUCGCUCAUUCCAGCAUGCAAAGAGUACUGCGCAGCCGCCACGAACUCCUUAACUCCAGUCAGGACACGGUCUUCAUCUUCUGGGGACCCAGCAGUUACAUGCGGCGGGACGGGAAGGGUCUGGUUUAUAACAACCUGAGGCUUAUGAACCAAGUGCUGCCCAAAUUGAAGGUCUACAUCAUAUCCUGGCAGAAAAUGCUACAGUUUGAUGAGUUGUUCAAAAGAGAGACGGGCAAAGACAGGAGAAUCUCUAACUCCUGGUUAAGCACAGGCUGGUUCACAAUGACUAUUGCCUUAGAGCUUUGCGACAGAAUCAAUGUUUAUGGCAUGGUGCCUCCAGAUUUCUGUAGGGAGUCUCAGCACCCCUCUGUCCCGUAUCAUUACUACGAACCGAUGGGCCCGGACGAAUGUGCCAUGUACAUCUCCCAUGAGCGUGGCCGGCGAGGUAGCCACCAUCGCUUUAUCACAGAGAAGCGGGUCUUCGCUAGCUGGGCUCGGACAUUCAACAUUCAUUUCUAUCAGCCAGAUUGGAGUCCUCCGCCGUUACCGAGAAACAGCUCGGUGACCACAGCCUCGCCUCGAUCACAGAAAACGUGACUAACCAGAGCCUUCAAAUGAUCUCAAACUGCCUCAUAUGAUUCACUGACUGUAUUCCUGUUGCCAUGUGAAUUGAGUUGUACAGUAUGUGUUUGAUUGACUGGGAUAGGGUGGGUUUAGAGGAAUCAUGCUGGGUAUAAGGACUGAAGCUAAAAGAUUUAUUUAGGACAUUCAUAGUUUAUUUAUAUAUGAAAGACAUUCCAGCAGCCUGUCCGGAUCAUGUGUUACCCAUGAAUAGAAACCCUACUCUAAUUGAGUUCCACUGGGCACUUUUAGUUUGAACUGAAUUGACACUGAAUUGUUGUAUUUCUUUGUAGUCUCUUUAUGUAUAUAUUUAUGUUGAAGUCUUUUCUUUUAUUCUAUUAUUAUUGUUUUUUCAAGAUAAAUUGUUACACAGGAUAUAAA